UUUAAGAGACAAGCGUUCCUAAACAUCCCAGAAAGACUUUGUCACUCAGGGAAUCAAGAUGUACCGUCUCCUCUCGGCCCUGAUAGCUCUGAGCAGCCUCCAGGCCUGUGGGGGGGAAUGUGACUUUGCUCAUUCCAUGUGUGGAGCACAGGCCUCUGGAGAUGUUGUGAUUGGUAUAUUGAUGCCGUGUCAUCAUAAAGUGAAGGCUCCAGAUAAAAGGAUUAGACCUGAAAGCUACCACUGCUCAGAUUUUCAUCUGCCGUCAUUCAUGAGGUCCUUGGCUGUGAUCCAUGAAAUCGAGGAGAUAAAUGCGGCUGGCUUCCUCCCAGGAGUGCGUCUGGGAUACAUGAUGUGCGACACGUGCUCCUUCGCCAGCACGGCGCUGCAGAAUGUGGAGUACAUGCUCGCUGUCAACAGGUCUCUGAAUGUGGACUGUGACUACUCGGACUUCAGGCCCAGGGUGAAGAUUAUUUUAGGGGCUCUGUCCUCUGAGGUGUCCAUCGCUGUGGCUCGACUGCUGAGUGUGUACAUGAUCCCUCUACUGAGCAGCACAUCCUCUGCACAGGACCUGAGUGAUAAGCGGCGCUAUCCAGGUUUUUUGCGCACUAUUCCCAGUGACAAGCAUCAGACCAAAGCGAUUGGCCAAGUGAUGCAUGAUUUCGGCUGGAACUGGGUCGGGGUUGUGUACGGGGACGAUGAAUAUGGCAGAGCAGCUUUCCAGAGCUUCCUCAAGGAUGCCGAGGAAAACAGCGUGUGCUUGAACUACAAGGAGGUGUUGCCCGAUUCCCUCGAUAAUUCACAGAGAUCGCCACGCAUUAAGCAGGUCGCCGAGCGCAUCCGCUCCUCCACGGCCCGGGUGGUGCUGCUGAUCCUCAAGGCGGUGCAUGUGGAGGCCCUCUUGAAGGAGAUGAUCAGGACCAACACAUCGAGGACCUGGAUCGCCAGUGAUGCCUGGUCCAGAAGCCGGUCCAUCGCUCAAAUGGAAGGGAUCAACAAGGUGGGGGACAUAUUGGGCUUCACAUUUGUUACAGGCAAGAAUGAAUCCUUUGAUAAAUAUCUCAAGAAUCUAACAGUGACUCCAGGAGGAUACAACCACUUCAUUGAGGAAUACAAGAACCUGAGAUUUAACUGCACCCCAGAAUGUUUCUCAGACAAAGCUCCGUCCUAUUGUCCCAGUCCUGAUGAAUUGAAAAUGAAAGCUGGCAAUGCUUGCAAUUUCAAGGAUCCCCAAGAGCAAAAUGAUGACCAUCUUGUAACGGCUCUGGACACAAGUCUCGCCUUCCUUCACAGACUUGCUGUGUGGGCCACCGCAAAUGCUCUCAAAAAGCUACUGAAGUGCAACGGUUCUUCAUGCCUGGGAGAAAUCAACUUCCCACCAUGGAAGCUUCUUGAAGAACUGAAGAAAGUUCAGUUUGAGUUUGAAAACAGCAGUUUCAUUUUUGACAAAAAUGGUGAUUUUGAAGAUUCUUAUAAUCUGAUCAUAUGGGAAAAGGAUGGAGACCACAGAAGAUUCCUAAAGAUUGGGAACUACCAUGUCCUCAAUAAACAAAUAGAAUUUGAAAAAAAAGAUUUCAUCUGGUUUUCAACAGCAAACACCACGAUCCCUCAGUCUAGAUGCUCAGAGCGCUGCGCUCCCGGCUCAUUUAAGAAGAUCCUGAACGCAUCCUGCUGUCACAAUUGCACCCUAUGUGUAGCGGGGACCUUUUCAGCUGAAUGGGACCUGCGUACCUGCCAAAGGUGUCCCAAUGGAACUUGGUCUCUCAAGGGUUGGACUCAAUGCAAGCAAAGAAAGGAGUCCUUCUUGCGAUGGAGCGACCCUCUUCCCAUCAUCCUGACGGCAGCCGCAGUGUUUGGCAUCUUGCUCUUGUUGGUUACCUUCAUUAUCUUUCUGGUGAACAGAAAUUCCCCGCCAAUGAAGAGAGCUGAGGUGAGAUUGUCCUGCGUGAUGAUGGCCGGUCUGUCAGUGAGCUUUGCGAGUGUGAUAUGGUUCAUGGGGAAGCCCAACGUUCAUCUGUGCCGGGCCCGCCAGGUGAUGUACGCCCUGGGCUUCACCCUGUGCAUGUCGUGCGUACUCGUCAAGGCCUUCCGCACCUUCCUGGCUUUCCUUCCCUUUGGCCAGCUGACAAGCAGGCGACUACAUAAACUCUACAAGCCACUCGUGAUCGUCAUCGUGAUAACCUCGCUACAGGGGGUCAUCUGUCUGCUAUGGCUGAUCCUUGAUUCUCCUGAUAUUGAUGACACACCUCCAGACCCACAAAGCAUGACACACUUAAUCUCUUGUAGGGAGGGCCACACAUACAUAGGUUUUGGUAUUAUGUUGAGCUACAUAGCUCUGCUAGCAUUGAUUGGCUUCCUCUUGGCCUUCAAAGGGAGGAAGGUUCCCCAGGAGUUCAGUGAGACAGGCAACAUCAUCUUCAGCAUGUUGAUGUACUUGUUUGUAUGGGUGUGUUUCAUCCCAGUAUAUAUCAUGAACAAUGAAAGUAGCACCACUGUGCAGGCUUCAGCCAUUCUAGUAUCCAGCUAUGGCAUCAUCUUUUGCCAUUUUUCUCCGAAGUGCUACCAAGUGCUUUGGAAGUCAAACACGGAAACACUGGAGAGGAUUCUGAACAAAUGGCGAGCCAUCUCUAGUCCAAAACAUGAUGUGGUGACAGAGAUAAAUAUAGAUUUCCCUAGAGUUACUUUAUCCUCAGAAAAGAGUGACAGCUUUAUCAUAUCAAGUACAUCACCUACAUCGUGUAGCUCAGGGACACUGUGCAUAUCUUCCUAUACUACACUAGUUACAAAACGCAAAAUGACGCGUAAGAGGAGUAUAUCCUGUUAAAACUGAUUCCAGGAAGGUUUGCUAUGUACUGCAUUGAUAUUAUAAUAUACCUGCUUCCCUUUUGAAUGUGAAUGUUUUGUAAAUGUGUUUUGUUGUUAAUCCAUAAAAAACUUUAUUAUACAGACAACCAUGGAUGAUUUGUUUGUAUUGUAUCCAACUCAUGUGAAAUUCAAAAUGAUUCUUAAAAACAUGUUGAAGACUUUAAGACACUCUCUGAGGAUGCUGCCCAUCAGGACAACAACCUGUUAUGUUGGGACUUUAUCUCUGAACAUUGCAUAUUAUUCAAACCUUUGCAUAUUCCUUGGAAAUGUUUUCAUUUGAAUAAAUUAGCUAUUUUCUAUUUU
Gymnodraco acuticeps is the source of this 3165-nucleotide messenger RNA. Its product is annotated as G-protein coupled receptor family C group 6 member A. The record is from RefSeq and is a predicted model, not a curated record. Bases 59 to 2821 code for a protein of 920 amino acids. Gene Ontology annotation, biological process: G protein-coupled receptor signaling pathway. Gene Ontology annotation, molecular function: G protein-coupled receptor activity. Gene Ontology annotation, cellular component: membrane. Lineage: Eukaryota; Metazoa; Chordata; Actinopteri; Perciformes; Bathydraconidae. The transcript is spliced from 6 exons.